Molecule: messenger RNA, 722 nt
Organism: Actinia tenebrosa (Australian red waratah sea anemone)
Lineage: Eukaryota; Metazoa; Cnidaria; Anthozoa; Actiniaria; Actiniidae
Product: transcription initiation factor IIA subunit 2
Biological process (GO): transcription initiation at RNA polymerase II promoter
Cellular component (GO): transcription factor TFIIA complex
Source: RefSeq, a predicted model, not a curated record
GGUAUAAAUACAUCGAAGGUUGUCGAAACACGAUGAGUUAUCAACUUUAUCGAAACACUACACUAGGAAAUAGCUUACAAGAAAGCCUCGAUGAGCUAAUACAGUCGCAGCAAAUAAGCCCACAGUUGGCCCUACAAGUACUGCUACAGUUUGAUAAAGCUAUUAAUCAUGCAUUAUCCAACAAGGUUAAAAACAAGAUUAAUUUUAAGGGACACCUAAACACCUAUCGAUUCUGUGACAAUGUCUGGACAUUUGUUCUUGAAAAUGUGGACUUCCGGGAAGUAGGAGAAAUAGUAAAAGCUGAUAAAGUUAAAGUCGUGGCUUGUGAUGGAAAAGGAUCUGCGACUUCUGAGGCUGGAACAUCGUAAACUUUUUGAUUUUUAGGAAACAAUUAUAGAACUGUCUGCUAUGUGAAACCAGCUAAGUCAACAACAAAGAAAGCAUCAUUGGAAAAUGGAUAACUGUGAUAUCUAGAAAUGUGAGACUUGCUAUGAAUUGUCAUGUACAUGUACGUUACAAAAUUCAACACAAGUUGAAAUGUAAAGACUGUGCAAACUAUGAAUUACGUGCUUAUAUUUCUAGCCCUGUGCAAACAUAUGUAUAUACUCGUAAUAUAAUGCAUUGUUGUAUAUGUGGGCUGACAAAGUGCAGUACAGUAAAGGGGAAAAAGUUUGUCGAAAUAUUAUUGCUGUAAUUUAAUAAAAAAAGUUGCUCACCAAAAA